Messenger RNA from Epithele typhae, 363 nucleotides. RefSeq lists its product as uncharacterized. The annotation marks the transcript as partial. The record is from RefSeq and is a predicted model, not a curated record. The transcript has a single exon. NCBI's taxonomy places the organism in Eukaryota, Fungi, Basidiomycota, Agaricomycetes, Polyporales, Epitheliaceae.
UGGCAGGGCGAGUUCAUCUCGGAGCGCGGCGACACCUCCACGAAUCUCGAGCCGAUGGCAGAGUUCUUCGUGCGCGCGGCGGCGCUGCGCUCGUGGAAGCCAGCCGCGCAGAGCGAUGAGGGCGAGGAGAAGCCGGUCCACGUCCUUGUGGCCUCUCACAGCGGACUGAUCGGGCCGCUGAAGACGGCAUUGCUCGGGAGCUGGAGGGUGCAUAUGGGCAGGGGCGUGCUCGUCGGCUGGUGCUCCAACAUGUCGGAAUCGGUUUUCGAGCUGAACGGGCGGGGGAAGAGCAUGUUGGUGAGCCAUUCGGUCACGACACGUCUCCGAAGGGAGACAAAUAGUGACUCAUACAAUCUCAUGCCA